Molecule: messenger RNA, 822 nt
Organism: Prorocentrum cordatum
Lineage: Eukaryota; Dinophyceae; Prorocentrales; Prorocentraceae
Source: the annotation of a GenBank genome assembly
AUGCGCACCUCACGGGCUGGGGUCGCACUGGGCCCGACUCGGGGCGCCCGGGCUACGAUGUCGGAGCUUGGUGGGCCGCGUCGGGCAUCAUGGACUUCGUCAGAUCCCACGAGAGUGCGGCCCCGCCGAGGUACCAGCCCGGCCUGGGAGACCUCACGACCGCAACACAGCUCCUGGCGGGCAUCGGCAUCCAUCGCUCUUUACCACAGGGCGCGGACGGGGAGAGGGCAGCUCGUGGACGCCUGCCUUCUUCGUAGCGCUAUGUACGUGCAGGGCUGCUCGCUUGCGAUGUCUUCGGCGGCCCAGGCAAAGACUGGCUCGAAGGGCUACAACCCUGACAGGCCCAGCCCCAUGCGGGCUGAUCGCACAGGCGUUGUCAACCCGGCCAAUAACAAUUAUCGCACAAAAGACGGCAAGUACAUUCAGCUCGUCGGUGUCGAGAUGAUGCGCCAUCUUCCUGGCAUUCUGCAGGCCCUUGGUAUUCCGCAUCUGUUGAAGGAGAUGAAAGGGUUUCCAGGGAACAAGGAUAUGUUCAUUGCCGAAAUGGACAAGGCCUUCGCAACAAAGACGGAGGCAGAGUGGACCCAGCUGUUCGACAAUGCUGGUGUGUGGCACGCGCGAGUCAGGAAGCUCGAGGACAUGCUGCACGACGAGCAGGCAAACGCGUGCAGGUCGUUCGUGGAGGUGCCAGGCGUGGCCUCGAAGCUCCUCGCCUCCCCGGUGCUUUUCGGCGCCGGGGUCGACGACGUGCCGACGCGGCGAGCGCCUGCACUGGGCGCACACACCGACGAGGUGCUGGGGCCGCUGCGGGCUAAGCUCUGA